AUGUCUUCAGCUCUUUACAAACAAAAUACAAACUUCACACACUCAACCGGUUCAUUUUUGAAAAGUGCACCAGUAGAAUUGACUACAGUCAAGGGCUAUAAUGAUUUCGUCUCCAAGCUGGAAAAGAAGAAUGAUAAAAUAUCCACAAUCUUGAGCGAAGACAAAAGCCAAGGCUACGUGUUGCAGGAUGGCGAAGUGAUUGCUACAAUAUAUGGCGAGGCGAAGGACUACCUUUUGAGUCUCGGUGGUAUGACUGAAUAG
This is a messenger RNA of Zygotorulaspora mrakii, 261 nucleotides long. RefSeq lists its product as uncharacterized. The record is from RefSeq and is a predicted model, not a curated record. Bases 1 to 261 code for a protein of 86 amino acids. The transcript has a single exon. NCBI's taxonomy places the organism in Eukaryota, Fungi, Ascomycota, Saccharomycetes, Saccharomycetales, Saccharomycetaceae.